This is a messenger RNA of Gossypium raimondii (Peruvian cotton), 1164 nucleotides long. RefSeq lists its product as uncharacterized. Bases 1 to 756 code for a protein of 251 amino acids. Lineage: Eukaryota; Viridiplantae; Streptophyta; Magnoliopsida; Malvales; Malvaceae. The record is from RefSeq and is a predicted model, not a curated record. The transcript has 2 exons.
AUGGAUGAUUUUUCCAUGUCUUCUUACAACCAAUUAAACAACAUUCCAAAGAGAAACAUUGGAGUUAAUUUUGUUUCAAAACGAAGUGAAUACUUAGCUUCAACAUGCACCAUCCAUGGCGGAGGCUUUUUGUUUGCUCCACCGUCGUCUCUCACCUUCUCUCAUCCUCCUUCACCUUCCAUUCUCAACCCGAUAUUAUUAUAUCAAAAUCACCACCAGCUGCCGCCACGGCUGCAACCACCUCUCCUCCCACUUCCAACGCCUACUAAACCUCUCCACGUGUCUCUCCCUUGCCGAACUCGAAGCCUUUCUUCUUCAUCAUGUAAAAACAAAAACAACAAAAUCAGAGACCAAUUCUUAACACCAAAAAGCUCAAAAUCAAAACAACUCAUCAUCAGUGCAGGCAAAGUAGAAGAUCGGCCGAAGAAAGAUAAUCAUUUGAAGCCAAAACAGGCAACAGAAACACAAACCAUAAGUAAGUCGUCCUUUGACAUGGCAAUGGCACCCGCUAACCCUUUAGGAUCCGAUCCGAAUGAUCUCCCUAUUGCUUUGCCAUCAUCAUACAGAGCAGCAGGUGACGAUGCCAAAAAAGAUUUGGACGAAUUUUCAGGUUCUAUCUUGCCUCUGUCUCCACCACCUAGCAGCUUGCCUUUGCCUAAGUUUUCGCUAAAAUCCAAGCUUAGUUGCAACCCUGAAGCGGCUGGAAUCGACUGUGGAGCCACCGACAAUCUCCGACGGCUCCUAUGUCUCCCUUGAAUAAAGGAGAAAAUCUCCGAGAUGAUGAGCAAUUCUUUGUAGACCACCCUAAUGCAAUCCAACCUCCGAAGAAAAAGUCACAUGGUGGUUGAUUUAUAUUAUGAUCAGUGAAAGAUUCAAGUGUAACGAAGAUAGCUCGACUUGCCAGCUUCUUGCUGCUCCUGUCUGUAUCACUGUUGGAAUUAUUUCAAUUCAAGGAAGUAGCAAAGCCAUCAUGUACAGUCUCUCAAGCUUCAACUGACAUUGUAGGGGUUUCUUGUAAAAGAAAAAGGCAGCAGGUAGAUUUUCUUUUUUGGUGUUUUACUUAUUGUCAUGAUGAUCUAUAUAAUUGUUGACAAACAUUCCUUGUAUGAUAUGUUAAAAUUUAAAGCCAUUCUCUUAAAUUAUAUAUAGCUGGUGUUGAUGGUA